GCCCCCGCCCGCGCUACGAAGCCGCUCCACGGCCUCGGGUGUGAGGGGCGGGCCCAGGCUUCGGCCCGCGCCGCCCCAUGUGACCCGGUCCGGCAUGGUGUCGCCUCCUCCCGGGGCGGCGGCUGUGGCGGCGGCUCGGGCUUGGCUCCGCGUCGGGCCGGCCCCGCGGCCGCUCAUGGGUAGUCAGGGCGGCGUGGGGCCCCCCGGGAACGGUGGGCCCGGCGAGGGUGAGAGCGGGGAGACGAGAAAACUGCAGGAGGAAGGGAGAGCCGCGAGAGGAAAGCGGAGGAAGGGGAAGGGGAAAUCGGGAGCAGGGCAAGGCGGAAAAGGAAACGGGGCGGAAGGAAAGCCGGCGCCGCCACAGGCGAAGGAGGAAACGGGGCUGGGGGCUGAGGCGGGACCGAGUGCAGGCCCAGGAAAGGCAGGAGAGAGAGGCGGAAGCGUGGAGGAAGGGGCGAGAAGGCUCGUCAGGGGAGAUGAGGGGAGCGCAGGGGCGCGAAAGGAGGCCAAAGGGAGAGGUGAGGGGAAGAAGGAGGAAUGGAGGGUCAGGACUGGUAGGCGGGAGAGCGCCAGGCCGACAAGAGCACAGGGACGAGGGGGUCAGGCUUGGGGCCGCCUCGCGGGGACACGGGCGGCCAUGGCGACAGCGGCUGAGGAGGAGGCGGCGGCGGCCCGGGAGCCAGCCUGCCGCCCAGCCGCGGGGCCCGCACUCCUGCGCCUGCCGGAGGAGCUGCUGCUGCUCAUCUUUUCCUACCUGGACAUGCAGGCCCUCGGCCGCCUGGCUCAGGUGUGCCGCUGGCUGCGGCGCUUCACCAGCUGCGACCUGCUCUGGCGCCGGAUAGCCCGGGCCUCGCUCAACUCCGGCUUCACGCGGCUCGGCACCGACCUGAUGGCCAGUGUACCAGUAAAGGAACGAGUGAAGAUAUCUCAGAACUGGAGGUUGGGGCGCUGCCGAGAGGGGAUUCUGCUGAAGUGGAGAUGCAGUCAGAUGCCCUGGAUGCAGCUAGAGGGUGAUUCUCUGUACAUAUCCCAGGCUAAUUUCAUCCUGGCCUAUCAGUUCCGCCCAGAUGGUGCCAGCUUGAACCGGAGGCCCCUGGGAGUCUUUGCUGGACAUGAUGAGGACGUUUGCCACUUCGUGCUGGCCAACUCGCAUAUUAUCAGUGCAGGAGGAGAUGGGAAGAUUGGUAUUCAUAAGAUUCAUAGCACCUUCACUGUCAAGUACUCAGCCCAUGUACAGGAGGUGAACUGUGUGGACUGCAAAGGGGGCAUCAUUGUGAGUGGCUCCAGAGACAGGACAGCCAAGGUAUGGCCUUUGGCCUCAGGCCGGCUGGGGCAGUGCUUACACACCAUCCAGACUGAAGACCGAGUCUGGUCCAUUGCUAUCAGCCCAUUGCUCAGGUUUCUGCCUAAGCUCAACCUCCCUGAGGUUCUUGGGACUUUAAAUACACAGGAUGCCUUCCUGUGGUGGGUAGACCUGAUCCCUUUCUCCAGCUCCUUUGUGACAGGGACGGCUUGUUGUGGGCACUUCUCACCCUUAAGAAUCUGGGACCUCAACAGGAAGUUCCUGUGGUCCCUCUUCCCUCCAGCUUCAGUGGAGCUGCCUGGGCAGCAGGGUAGGUAGGGCCCUCACCUGAGCCCCGCCACCUCAAAGUCUGGGAUCCAGCCACACUCUGCUGUUUUUCCUACCCAGGUACUCCGGGGCUCCUCUGGGAAGCUGCAGACAGCCCAGCCUGGGGAACAGGUCUCCUUCAGGCAGCCCUCCCCAGCCUGUGUCUCAUUCAUCAGGCUCACAGGGGCGGCCCCAUCUGUCUUUAUCUUUCCCUGGGUCGAGAGAGAAUUGCUGGAGUCAGGCUAGGGGGAGGCUGGGGUAGAGACCCCCCCAGCCCUCAGUGGCUCCUGGCAGCCCCGGCUUUGUGCACAGGAGCGGGAAGGGAAGGACUUUUUGUCUGGUGUCUAUAGUGCAGACCUGGCCCUUGCUCCUGUCUUGGCCUGAGGCUCUAAGCGGCAGCCCCUUUCCCACACAAGUUGUGCGACAGCCAAGGCUCUGCACCCCUCCCUCACGCCCCCCACAGUGAGAGGCCGAGAGGCAUUCUUAACAUUCUUUCCAGAGAAAAGGGGUGAAACGUCUGAAUUUGGGGGUCACCACGUUAUACAAAUUGCAAUCUAAUCGUUUUUACAAGAACACACUUGCAGUAAGAAAAGGAGCCCGGGAGGAGGGGCCCAGGAGACAGACAGCUUGUUUUGUCCCCCUUCCCCCCAAAGUUUGGGGCUAUUUUGGUGCUCAUCUUGCUCCCUCCACCACAGUGGUUGAGCUAGAGUUUUCUAGUUAAAUUGGUCCUGUGGUGGGGGCCACGAAGGGCCCAUGGUGCCAUUUCUGUUUGUUUUCCCAAAUCAAAGCCCCAGCAGGGCUUCUAUGGCACCGCUGGGCUGCUAUUUGAAGAGACAGGGCCAUUUCCCAGAGCCUGGUGUGUCAGUUUAUGCUCUGAACUUAACCUCACGGGUACUGCACAACAGAGCCUGGAGCGUCCCAGGCCCAGAGGCAAAAGAAACUGUAUCUUUUUAUUGGCCCAUUUAAAGUGUGUGUGGCCAUUUCAGGGAGUCAGAACUAGUGUGGCAGAAACUCCUCAGGCCCUGACCAGGCCAGGCCGGCAAGACAGGGGCUUUGGGGCCUUGUCCUGGUCUCUGGGGGCUGGUGCUCGCUCAGCCUUUGGGUCUCCCCAGAGGGUAGGGUUGGAGAAGGAAAUGGCAACCCACUCCAGUAUUCUUGCCUGGAGAAUCCCAAGGACGGAGGAGCCUGGUGGGCUGCCGUCUAUGGGGUCACACAGAGUUGGACACGACUGAAGUGACUUAGCAGCAGCAGCAGCAGAGGGUAGGGUUAUGUGUUUCUUAUUGCACAGGCUGGCAAGACACUUUCCAGCGGUGGCUGAGAUGCCACCCUGGCUGGGCAGGGCCCAGGUUGGCAACUCGGUGUGGGUGUGGUCAUUCUGCUGCCGACCUUCUGUCCACGGGUGCCUGGCUCUCCUUCAUUCCGAACCCUGGGACCAGGGGUGGGCAGGUGGAGCCAUGCUGGGCUUCACGCCCCCAGUCUCCACUGCCUUUCAUCUUCUAUUUCAAACAGACAAACAUGAAAUUACUUCUAUAGAUUAAAGGGGAGAGCUCCUCAGUCUUGAAGGCCUCACUAAUGGAGGGGGCAGGGCCCCCAAAUCUGGGGGGCAGAACUGUGGAGCAAAGCAGCCUGGAGCCAGUGGACGACAGAGACAGAAAGCCCAGGACCUCAGCCCCUCUGACCUGCCCAGGAGUGGUGCCUCAUGGCUGGUGGGCCUGCUUGGGCACUGAGGUCCGUGAUCUCUAGGAGAUGCUGAUGUCGGGAGAAGGCUUUCUGUCUGAGCCCUCACCACACAGAGAGGAACAGCACUUCCUGGGAAGGAGGCUGGGGGCAGAAGUGCCAACUUAGGGCCUACCCCCACCCUGCCCUGACUGGACAGCAAUAGUGCUGCUUGCUGGGGGUCCCCUCACCACUCGGUGCUCACGGGAAAGGCAGAGUUGGGCAGAAAGAACCUGCGGCCGCCUCCUCUCCUCCUCCAGGGAAGGUGGCGGCUCCACUGAGGAGAGCGGAGGUUGAGGGUCAGGGUCUGUGAGGCAGAAGGACCGGAGCUAAGGCCCACGUUCACACACGUGGCUCGUGGCUGCUUUGGUGAAACCUGGUUGGCCAAGGCUGGGCUGGUGAGACCACAAAGUCUUCCCCAACCCAUGCAGGGCCUCUUACCUGGGUGUCCCUGUGUAGUGUCCACGGCCCAGUUUUUCCCGUCACACCAUGCAGGAGAGUCCAGCAUGUCCCGAGUGAAGGUGAGGGGUCGGCCUGGAGCAUGCCCCCUUCUUCAUUCCCCCCAUUCUGAAGAAACUCACCGCUUCUACCCAUCCCAUAGCCACAGGGAUUAGCGGGUAUACUUGAUGUUGAGGGGUAGUUGCUAGGGCCAGGAGGCCCCCCUAGGUGGUUGCUAGGGGUCUGGCAUCAGGGCGAAGGGUCUGCCCACUGCCGCGGUCACGGAGGGAAUUACACAGUCACAAAGAAAUUGUUCUUCUCGGUAAUCUGCUCUUGGCCACCGGGAGGGGCGGGGGGGGCAGGCUGGAGCCCAGCAGGCUGGGGGCUGUGAUCACAGAGGCGUGCUAGCCCCAGGCUGGGGGCCAGCCGGGCCAGGAACACCAGGGACCUGCCUGCUAAGCUGCUUUCUCAGCGAUUUCUCUCCCCAGACACAAAGGUGUUUACUUGUUUUAACAUCUCCUGGGACUCCCCUUCUCCCUUUGUGUGGUCUUUAUCCCCAAUGAGGUUUGAGCCCCAGAUUACAGGCAGGAAUUAAGGCAUUGGACUCAGGCAGCUCAGAACUGCAUGACCUGCAGGAUCAAGGCAUAUAAAGUAACCAAAUGUGUGUGUGUGAGGGGGGCCGACCCCUUCAGCAAGGCCCAUUCAUCGUCCCAAGGAGGAGUGGCUGGGUGGCGGGUAGCCAGCGUGCAGGUGUGAUGGAGAGGCUGCUGAUGGCUGACUGAGGCCUCGGCUGGGGGAGGGGCAGGGGCUGGGAACAGGGGAGAGGGCUGGAAGUCCAGGGCAUCUCCUUUGGCCCCCUUCCUCUGAGGGUCUUAAUUCUGGCUCAGGAAGGAGCCCAGGGACUGAUGCCACUUGCAGGUUAAAAGCGUGUGUGGGCCAAGGCAGGACAACCUCUCAUCCCCUGCCCCGCCUCUCU
Messenger RNA from Bubalus bubalis (water buffalo), 4739 nucleotides. It is a transcript of the gene FBXW4, whose product is annotated as F-box and WD repeat domain containing 4. Gene Ontology annotation, biological process: SCF-dependent proteasomal ubiquitin-dependent protein catabolic process. Bases 95 to 1621 code for a protein of 508 amino acids. The record is from RefSeq and is a predicted model, not a curated record. Gene Ontology annotation, cellular component: SCF ubiquitin ligase complex. Gene Ontology annotation, molecular function: protein binding. Lineage: Eukaryota; Metazoa; Chordata; Mammalia; Artiodactyla; Bovidae. The transcript has 8 exons.